CUUGCUCCGCCCCAGCCCCCUAGCGCUGGGUGCGCGCGCAGCCGGUGUCACCUUGGUGCCGGCCCGGCCUGGCCCGAGCGAUGGCGGCGGCAGGGUCCGAGCGUCCCAAAACCUCCCCCAAGGCCGUGAAGUUCCUGUUCGGCGGCCUGGCCGGCAUGGGGGCAACUGUGUUUGUGCAGCCCCUGGACCUGGUGAAGAACCGCAUGCAGCUGAGCGGGGAAGGAGCCAAGACCAAAGAGUACAAAACGAGCUUUCAUGCAGUCAGAAGCAUCCUCAGGAAGGAAGGCAUCCGUGGCAUCUACACUGGGCUGUCGGCAGGGCUCCUGAGACAAGCGACCUACACCACCACACGCCUGGGCAUCUACACCAUCCUCUUCGAGAAGCUCACCAAGCCUGAUGGCACUCCACCCAACUUCUUCAUGAAGGCGGUGAUCGGCAUGACGGCUGGUGCCACUGGGGCUUUUGUGGGCACACCAGCCGAGGUGGCGCUCAUCAGAAUGACGGCAGAUGGCAGGCUUCCCCUUGACCAGAGAAGAGGCUAUACCAAUGUCUUCAAUGCACUGCUGAGGAUAACCCGGGAAGAGGGCCUGCUAACACUCUGGCGGGGCUGUGUCCCCACCAUGGCCAGAGCGGUGGUUGUGAACGCUGCCCAGCUAGCCUCCUACUCUCAGUCCAAGCAGUUCUUGCUGGACUCUGGCUACUUCCAAGAUAACAUCUUCUGCCAUUUCUGUGCCAGCAUGAUAAGUGGACUGGUGACCACAGCUGCUUCAAUGCCGGUGGAUAUCGCCAAGACUAGGAUUCAGAACAUGCGAAUGAUCGACGGAAAGCCAGAGUAUAAGAAUGGGCUGGAUGUGCUGGUGAAAGUCAUCCGGUAUGAAGGUUUCUUCAGCCUGUGGAAGGGUUUCACCCCAUACUAUGCCCGCCUGGGGCCCCACACAGUCCUGACAUUCAUCUUCCUCGAGCAGAUGAACAAAUUCUACAAGAAGUUCUUCCUCAGUGCCUAAUAGGAGGCCCUGCCCUGCCACAGCUGGGCUUCCCCCCAGAACGCAGUGCUAAGGAGAAUGCCUCCUUGGGGCCAGCGUCUUGGAAUGAGACCAGGCUGUGAAUCAUGGAUCUGGUUGGAGACCCUCCCCUUCGUGUUUGGUGUCAGUCAUGUUGCAGUUCUCCCCUGGUUCCCAAAUCACAUGACAGGAUCGGCAGGGAGGACAGUGCAGAACCUCAGAGCUUCUGUAUGGACGGGGUGGGGUGCUCCAGCCGUCUGUGGAUUAUUUAUUGGGGGGGCCAAGACUGGGACAGUACUUUCGGACAUGAACCCUCGGGUAGCAAUGGCCGCCCUGCGUGCGAUGUGCAGGUCUGUUAGUUGGGCCAAGCCUUGUAUCUUGUCUGUCCCUCUUCUAGUUGCUUGGAACUCAGUAAACAGAUCAUGGUACUGA
Molecule: messenger RNA, 1433 nt
Organism: Pelodiscus sinensis (Chinese soft-shelled turtle)
Lineage: Eukaryota; Metazoa; Chordata; Testudines; Trionychidae
Gene: SLC25A11
Product: solute carrier family 25 member 11
Biological process (GO): transmembrane transport
Source: RefSeq, a predicted model, not a curated record